AUGUCAAGUGAUGAGCUGAAAACUAUGAAGGCAUCAGUUGGCCAUUUUAUUUCUGUGAACUCAUUUUUUUCUACGAGCGCUAGUGCGAAGGAAGCUCGUUCAUUUAUUCAUACUUUCUUUAUCAGAGACAAUUUAGAGCCAGUAUUAUUUGAAAUCACUGCCGAUCCGCACGUCGCCACUAACAAACCAUUCGCUGAUAUUAGUAUAUUUAGUGAAUUCAAUGGAGAAUCUGAAGUGGUUUUUAUGCUUGGUUCUAUAUUUCGUCUGGACAGCGUUCGUCGUAGCAGUGAUCAUAAACUUUGGGUUAUUCAAAUGACUUUGUGCAGUGAGGAUGCACAUGGUCUGAAAGAAGUGUUCCUUCAUAUUAAAAAGCAGUAUAGCGAAGAAGACGUAAAUCUCGGAACGUGUGCAAAAUUAUUAUGGAAACUUGGAAAAUUUAAUUUAGCUGAAUUAUAUUAUAUGAGAUUUUUGAAGAUGUUUCCGCCAAACGAUCCUUUAGUCGGUAAAAUAUAUGAAAAUCUUUGUGAAUUAGCAUCGCAAACUGGUGACUAUGGUAAAAGCAUAGAUUUACAUAAGAAAUGUAUCGAACAUGAAAAAUUAAAUCGAUUAGGCUGUAGUAUCGAUGGUCAUAAUGCAAGUCAUCAUAUUGUUUUUCCCACUAUACCAGUCAAUGCCCGAUGGGCACAACAUGGAGUGACUGUUGCUGGAGAGUUGCAAAAUGACUAUAUGACCUAUCAACUAUGUUUACCUUACAGCUUCUGCAUUGAUGACGAUUCUCAAACCAUGAUUAUUGCUGACUAUGGUAAUGAUCGGAUUGUUCAAUUGAAGAUGAAUAGUAGGAAUGGUGAAAUUCUGGCUGGUGGUGGUGGCGUUGGAACUCAGCUGGAUCAAUUAAAUCAACCAACCGAUGUAAUCAUCGAUAAAAAGACAAAUAGUCUCAUUAUGUGCGAUAGACAAAAUCGACGAUGUCUACGGUGGUCGCUUUCCAAAGGCACUGUUCGAGGAGAAAUACUCUUCGAUAACAUUCGUUGUUGGGGAUUGGCCAUAGAUGAUCAGAAUAAUGUAUACAUUUCUGACACUGAAAAGCAUGCCGUUAUACGGUAUACAAUGAAUGAUAAGAAUGGCACUAUUGUUGCUGGUGGUCAAGGUAGAGGAGCUGCUCUAAAUCAACUCAAUAAUCCUACAUACAUAUUUGUGGAUCAACAACAGAAUGUCUAUGUGUCAGAACGUGGGAACCAUCGUGUUACCAAAUGGGAAAAGGGUGCAUCACAGGGAAUUGUUGUUGCUGGAGGUCACGGGCAAGGGAAGCUGUUGACGCAAGUGUCACAACCUGAAGGAUUAUUUGUAGAUACAUCAGGUACCGUCUAUGUGGUAGAUUCAUGGAAUCAUCGAGUGACACUAUGGCCAAAAGAAGCGAAGCAGGGUACUGUGAUUGCUGGUGGGAACGGCCAAGGGAAUACAUCUAAUCAGUUGAACAGUCCUGUAGGUUUAUCUUUCGAUGAGCAUGGUAAUCUCUAUGUCGCUGAUUGUGGAAAUGAUCGAAUUCAAUGCUUUUCUUUCGAAUAG
Molecule: messenger RNA, 1566 nt
Organism: Rotaria socialis
Lineage: Eukaryota; Metazoa; Rotifera; Eurotatoria; Philodinida; Philodinidae
Source: the annotation of a GenBank genome assembly